CUAAUUUCACAAAGUCUCGCUCUAUCUCACACAUCAUCGUCGUCAAGAAAUAGCCUCUCUCAUCCGCAGCGUCUCAUAUAUUCUCUCGAUAACUCGAUGGGAUCCCUGUUACCCCCAGCCACCAGAAAAACCGGAGGGCGUAAAACAUGGGUGAUAUUGGACAUGGAGGAUUACACCAUCCCUGCUGGUCUCUCUCUUGAUUUGAUCUAUCAGAAAAUCCAGAAUGCAUUGUUUGACUCCGGUUAUCGUAGGACGGAGGUCUGGGCUUGGGUUAAUACAUGGUCGGAUGAAAUGUGGGACAAAUUUAUGGGCAGCGGAUUUCGUGUCUUUCCGCAAACCGAAGUGCCUCAAAAGAAGAGACUGGAAAUGAUUAUGGUGGACCUUCUUUUCUGUUUAUCGGAAAGUUCAAAUGUGCUGAUACUCUCAAAAAACCACGAAAGCAUGGAGCAAAACCACUUGUUCUCCCGUUUUCGUAAAGUUCUGGAAGACAGAGAUUGCUAUUUGGCCUCCGCAAAGCCUGAGGCAUUCAUAAACGAAAGCACAAUCAGCUGAUCCCAGAGUUUUUCGAAUCAACUUGGAAGGCCUCAAAUAUGAAUAUGGUGGUGGUGAUCUUUUACUUAAGAAGGUGGAAUGGUAGUGAAUCAAAUAAUAGAUGCUUGCUGUUGCUUUUUUUCUUUUUUAAUAUGCUUGGUGUUCUAUAACAUUUAACAAUAUUUGCGUAUUACUUUUGAAAAUAAUCAUGUAUUAGUUACUUC
Messenger RNA from Camelina sativa (false flax), 755 nucleotides. RefSeq lists its product as uncharacterized. NCBI's taxonomy places the organism in Eukaryota, Viridiplantae, Streptophyta, Magnoliopsida, Brassicales, Brassicaceae. The record is from RefSeq and is a predicted model, not a curated record.